Molecule: messenger RNA, 993 nt
Organism: Babesia bigemina
Lineage: Eukaryota; Apicomplexa; Aconoidasida; Piroplasmida; Babesiidae
Product: ribonucleoside-diphosphate reductase beta subunit, putative
Exons: 6
Coding region: 1-993 (330 amino acids)
Biological process (GO): deoxyribonucleotide biosynthetic process
Molecular function (GO): oxidoreductase activity
Source: RefSeq, a predicted model, not a curated record
AUGGAGCCGGAUUCGGUGCAAUACCUCACUCCCAAGGAGGUCGCUCUUGGGCAGGCCCAUGAAUCGCUUCUCGAGGAUAACGCCGAUCGCUGGGUUAUGUUCCCAAUCCGCUACGAAGCGCUGUGGGCUAUGUACAAGCAGAUUGAGAACAAUUACUGGGCGGCGGAGAACUUCCGGUUCAUUGACGACCGCCAGAUGCUUUUGAGCCUCGACGUGGAGCUGCGCGAAUGCAUGGUCAAGCUCAUCAGCUACCAUGCGAGGCUUGACUACCGCAAGGGUGCCCGCCCAGCGGAGGUGACGCUGGACCUUCUCUCCGACACCCAGUUGCCCGAGGCACGGGCGUUUUACGGCUUCCAAGUGUCAUACGAGAACAUACACAGCGAGGUUUUCGGAGCCAUGGCGAUGGAGCUGGCUGCUGCCGCGGACGUUGCGGAGGGAGAUGCGAAGAUUGAGUGGCUGUCGACCAAGUUUGCCUCGGCAGAGUGUUUCUACAUCAAGGUCUUCCUGCAGUGCAUUUCCAAGUGUGUGUUCCGCUGCGCAUUCGGAAUCGUCAAGGACUACUUGAGGAUGACCGGUUUGCUGCCCAUGUAUGUGUCAGCUCUUGAUACUGUGGACACGGACCUGGCGAUCCACCUGAAGUUCGCAGCAGCGGCGCUGGCCCAGCUGAAGCUGCGCGUAUCCAGAGACGUGCUACUUGCACUGCUGAACGAGGCGCUAGAGUUGGAGGUUAAGUUUUGCCACAGCGUGCUGCCGCUCCGUAAACUUGGAUUGUCGGAGGGCCAGUUGCUGCAGUACAUCCAGAACAGCAUGAACCAGUGCCUCCUGAUCGCUGGGCAGCCCGAGGCACACCGCAUAGAUGCCGACUUCGCAUGGCUGAACCCGCCGACUAUCGACGUCGCCAUCACUGCCAAGCAGCUUCAUCAGAGCAAACCCAAGAUAGUGCCAGUGGUAGAGGCAACUGUCGGUGCCAUCAGCUUCGACGAGGACUUCUGA